Molecule: messenger RNA, 1548 nt
Organism: Polychytrium aggregatum
Lineage: Eukaryota; Fungi; Chytridiomycota; Chytridiomycetes; Polychytriales
Product: Threonyl/alanyl tRNA synthetase
Exons: 3
Coding region: 81-1367 (428 amino acids)
Biological process (GO): alanyl-tRNA aminoacylation; regulation of translational fidelity
Molecular function (GO): alanine-tRNA ligase activity; nucleic acid binding; ATP binding
Source: RefSeq, a predicted model, not a curated record
GCUGGGGACAUUGAGAGCCCGGACGCCUGCUCCGGCUCCAGCGUCUGCUCGUUCGCUUCACGGCGCCUCCCCCGCCAGCAAUGACGUCGGCCGAAGUUGGUGCUCUGGCUUGCCAGAGAGACUCUUACAGACAAUCGAUUGACUCGACCGUGGUCGAGGUCAGCGCAGCCAAAGACUCGGGCAACUUCCAUGUUGUCCUCUCGGACACCGUCCUCUUCCCCACAGGCGGUGGCCAGCCGAACGAUCUCGGCACGCUUGUCCUCAAGGACGUCUCGAAUCCGCAGCAAACCAUCGCCGUCCAGGUGCUGGAUGUCCAGCGAAUAGGUCUCAAGUGUGUCCAUGUGGUUCCUCGCUCGCUGGAGGUGGGCCAGACGGUCGUCGUCGUGCUGGACUGGAAGCGCCGAUGGGACCAUAUGCAGCAACACUCGGGACAACAUCUCCUCUCGGCCAUCGCCGAGACCGAGUUCAACUGGGACACAGUUGGUUGGAUGCUUGGGAAAGAGCGCAACUACGUCGAUCUGAGCCCAACCGCAAACCAUCCUGCACCCUCAGCCCAGCUUGAUAUGGGAAUCCUCCUGCAGAUCGAAGAGCGGGUCAACCAGGUCAUUCGCCAGAACCUAUCAGUGAUCGUCCACGAGGAUGACCACGACGAGACCAAAGCCAAGCCCGAGUCUAUGCCCAACGACAUCGACCGGGGCGUGGUCCGCUGGGUCGAGAUUGGCAAGCUGGAUCGGAAUCCGUGCUGCGGCACGCAUGUCAAAAGCACUGCUGAGCUGCAGGUCCUGAAGAUCCUCUCCCUCGAACGAAUCCGUGGCGGCAAGCACCAGAGAGUCAACUUUGUCUUUGGCGAUCGCGUGGUGGCGGCGCUCCAGGCCUCGCUCGAGAGAGAUCGGGCGCUGGGCCCUCUUUUGAACACUGGCCCCGAGAGCUUUGUCGAGACCGUCACCCGCCAAAGCCAGCAGUUGCGCAUCGUGCUCAAGCGGACCAAAGAUCAAACCAAGGAGAUUGCCGAGCUGCUGGCCUUCAAGCUCACCCUCGAACUGAACUCCUCCGCUGAGCCUGCCCAAGUUCUAGUCCACCAUCGCGAGGACGGCGAUGCAGACUUUGCAUCGGCAAUGGUCAAAGUAGUCGUCGAACGAUGCCCGCAGAUCUAUUGCGUCGUGACUGUCGGAUCUCCAAAGGAAGGGGGCAUGGUCGUGAUCCAAGGCCCAAAUGCAGUUGGGGUUGAUCAGAUUGUCAAGUGCUUUGCCAAUGCUUGUGGGGACUCUGUCAAAGGUGGGGGUCGGAACGACAAAUGGCAGGGCAAGGCAGUCAACUGGAAGGGGUUGGCCGCAGCGCAAGCAGCGAUUCAAGUCCUGCAUCUAUAACCGCAACAGAGCGCCCUUAAACUUGCAGGGAACAUACUGCUGCCUCGCUCAGGAGGACUGGAGGGUGCCUGCAACACGAAACUGGCACCCUGCCUGAUGGCAUUUGCUGUUCUCUGGAUCUUGAAUACACACUCGCCUGGCAUGCUCCGCAACACGCCGAUGAGAACUUGCCAGCAACGUG